This is a messenger RNA of Hydra vulgaris (swiftwater hydra), 3045 nucleotides long. RefSeq lists its product as uncharacterized. Lineage: Eukaryota; Metazoa; Cnidaria; Hydrozoa; Anthoathecata; Hydridae. The record is from RefSeq and is a predicted model, not a curated record.
AGACGAUGAUACGUAUUUAAUACCUAAAAAGUUUCAGUUUCGAUAAUGUUUUAUUAAUGCUUUUAUUUAGUUAUUAUUCUUUAAAGUUUAUGCCAAGUUAAUAUUUCACAAGAUCUUUAUUUUAAUAUACGUAAAAAAUAAAUGAUAUUUUAAUUAAAUAUUGCAGCCUUUAAAGUUGUUUUGGUAUUUGUGUAACUUUGAGGAAUUACUUAAGGAACAGGAAAAAACGAAAGUUACCAAAAAAACGGAAGAUUGAUAAUUUCAUUGAUAAUUUAAACUUAUUAGGCUUUUCUGCGUCAAAUUCUUCAAGAAAUGGGAAACAUACCAAGUAUAACACUUCAAUCUAAUAUUAACUUGGUUAAAACAGCUCAAGCUGAGUAUGAUUUUCUUCGUCUUGUUGACAAAUUUCCGACUUUAUAUUGUGAAAACGUGUUGAAAAAUGCGGUAUACCGUUAUGAAAAUUACUGGCUGCCUCUUCUUGCAAAGUACAACCUAGUUGUAAUUGCUCCACUAGAUAUUGAAUGGGUUUGGCAUUCGCAUAUACUAAAUCCAUCAGCAUACAACAAAGAUUGUAAAAAGCUUGUUGGUAAAGUUAUUGAUCAUGUUCCGAUGUUCUUAGCCCUAGAUACUCUUAAUAUUUCAAAAAAAUACUGGUCAGUGGAAUAUCCUAAUGUAGAUUACCAAGUUGAUUUAUCUGAUAUAAAUCCUUUACUUAUAUCUACUGAACCAUUUAAAUGUUCUUAUGAUAUUGUUUCUGCUGCUCAACGUCACAGAAUCUUCAGCUAUAACGUUUUGUUUCCGCAUUUCAGAGACGUUGAUUUUUUGAAAAAAGCGGUGAAACGCUAUUUUAUUAUGCUUUCUAUUAAACGUGACCAUCGACAAACGUUUGUUGUGCCAUGCUAUGAUAAUGAUUUAGUUUGGCAUGGUCAUCAGCAAAAUGUAUUACAUUAUAAUGCGGAUAUGAACUCAAUUUUGGGAGAGCCCCUUAAUCACGAUGAUACAAGUUCUGACAGAAGUGAAGGGUCUCAACUUCAAAAAGGAAUGAACGAAACAAAAGAGUUAUGGCAAAAGUAUUCAUCAAAAUAUACAAUUAACGGUGGAAUGUUUCGUGGUGAACCUCCAAUGCCCAACUUAAAUAUAGGCAAAUACUUUUACAGUCGAUCGAUUUUAAAACGUUGGGGAUCGACAUUUCAUUUCAAAUCAUUUUCCGUUAGCGAUGUUUCGUUAAUCGAUUUUUUAGAUGUCAUCAAUCGUGAUUUUGUUGUUAAAAUAAUUGUGAAAAACAAUGGGAGUAAAGUUGCAGAGUUUUGCAAAAAAUACACAUCAGCCAAUGGAGCACUUCAAGUUGUUUAUUCUCUAGGAGAGGCAUCUUUUCGAAUAAUAUCUAGUUUAAUUUAUGAUGUUGAUAUCGUUUGCAUUUAUCCUUCUAUAUCAAAAGAGUUUUCUGGUAAAAUCACUCAUUUAGAAUAUUAUAAAAAGCAAUAUACAGUAGAUUUAAAAUGCAAAUCAAAUAAAGAAUCAAUAACAUUCGAAAUAUCAUCAUUUUUGAGCAAUUAUGAAAGGUUUGAAGAGAUAAUAUUUAAAACGGAAGGAGAUUACAAAAUUGUUCUAUCACAACUUAAAGAUGCAAUUGACUGUUUCCCAAUGUUAUUCUCGAGUUCAGGUCUUCAUACUUUUUCAAAUCAUAAUUGUGAAUACACAGAAAAUUUAUUAAAAGCGGAUGAUAGUUAUCUUUUAUCUUGGAAAGUUGUACAUUCAAAAGAUCCUCCAUUAUCUGUUAUAGAAAUUCGCGAUAAUUUUGGAAACAUAAUUUCAACUUCACACUCUGUAGAUUGUUCAUCGAUUCCCACUAAAAAACAAGUUUCAAAUUUGAAUAAAAAUUUUACUUUUGAUCAUCGUUUUGAAAGAGCAAUGUUAAUUAGGGGAACAAGAGGCGACUGGGGUUUAAUAAAAGCUUCUUGGAAAGGUUUUACUUAUUCGAAAUCCAUUCUUUAUGCAAAACGUGGAAAGCUAGAUGUUCAAUUGUUUAUGUUAAACGGAGUAGAAUCAACAUUUGUAAAAGUGGAAUCGUGUACUUUAGGUAUAGAGUUUAUUAUAAAUAAUUCGAUUACUGUAAAUUUGAACUCGGGAUUUAUUUCUUUAUCUAAAGACUUAAAAGAUGUACCACAAUGUCUAUGCGUUGGUUUAUCAAUUGCUGUCUUAUUUGUUCUCUGCCAACCCAGACCAGCGCCACAAAAUGGUAUUUAUAAGGAUUCUCCACCAAAUUUAAACUUAGAUUCUAUGUACAUGUUACGUGGAGCAGGGUUAUAUUCUGAAUUUCUUCCCAGAUCUUAUCACCGAGUUUGUCGUGGCGAAAGGUUUUACCAAGAGUUAAGCAUGCCAUUUAUAACCAAUACAAUUUAUUCAACAGAAUGGAUUAAAGAUGCAGGACUUUGCGGAGGAUGUGGAGGUGGUGGUUGUGGGAGUGGUGGUUGUGGUGGUGGAGGUGGAUGUGGAGGUGGGUGUGGAGGUGGGUGUGGAGGUGGGUGUGGAGGUGGAUGUGGAGGUAGAUGUGGAGGUGGAUGUGGAGGUGGUUGAUGUUAAGGUUGAUGCGGAGAUUGAUACUAAGGCUCACGUUGGGAAUAAUCCUGUAUUAUAUAUAAUAUAUUUUUUUAUAAACGGUAAUUUUUUUUUUAAUUUUAUAUAAUUUUUUAUUGUUUGUAACCAAAAUUGGCAUACCAGUGGACAUGCAUUGUGCGGAAACGCCCGUGGAAUGUCUAAUGGACAUCUUGACGUCCGUGAGCAUCUGAAGCACGCCCCCUGGACAACGCGUGCCCACUGGGAUAUUUUGAAAAAAAAGAUAUAUUUUUUCAAGAUAUGUUAUAUAUAUAUAUAUAUAUAUAUAUAUAUAUAUAUAUAUUUGAACUUUGCAAUUGUAGUAUAUUUUUAAAACAUUUUAUAUUUAGCAUAAUAAUUUUAUGAUUUGUGUCAAAUUCAAAUCAGUCAUAGAUAUUGUUAACACAUCAUGUUAAUCAAAUGUCUUUAUGAUUAAAUAAAUUAACGCUG